AUGUCGACUACCACCGACUUUCCGCUAUUCCCAAAGCUCCCUGCAGAACUUCGUCGACGCGUGUGGCAGCUGUGCAUCCCGACCACCCGUACUGUCGAGAUAUCUAUGCCACCCAAUCCUGACAUGGUUGACGAUCGCUGCAUAUGCUACUGCCGCCCGGAGGACACAACAAGGCGCAACGCGGCAGCACCGUCCUUCACCCAGUCGUGCCGCGAGGCCUACGAGGUUGCACUCGAGGAGGGCGGCCGCCUCCUGCUGCCCUCAGAGCAGGACGUCAAGCGCCUCCCUAACCACCACGCCAGUGCUCUAUUACAGAACCCUUGGUUUUGGCCGGCGCGCGAUACCGUCCACCUGAACUCAGACCCGCAGGGCUUGGGGUGGUCCGAAAGGAAUGAGCUGCCGCUUCCACUCCUCCUCCGAAGCGUCCAGGGUGCAGCAAGGUGCUCCUUGAUGUCUCAGCUGCUCGGCUGGCCACCUCUUGACGACGUCGUCAACGAGGGCGGACGGCUGAGUGGGCGCUUCUGGAUGAGGCGGGCUCUAGUCGAAGCACGCGUUCUUGGCCACCUUAGAUACCAGAGCGCCUACUCAGUCUGCUUAAUGACCGUCAAAAUCCACGCGCGUAGCCACGUAGUGCAAGAAUCCGGCUUGUUCGAAGGAGGUGCGAGUCCAUUGCAGCUCGUCCCCACCUCAGAUUUGCAGACCUUCUCCGCUAUGCAUCGUCUAUGGGUAAGCAGUCAUGACCCACAGAAGCGCGAAACCAUAGAUGAACAGACGACGCGCCAAUUCCACAUCCUUUUUGACCAUGAGAAGCUCGCGCGCCGUGUGGCUGGGUGGCAGCAAGACUUGCGUGAGCGGUGGCUGCUCCAAAAGUACGAAGCACAGUGGAAGGCCGACGAGCUUCUCAACAUCAUCCGUGCAAGCGCAAUCGUGCUCCGCGGUGAGCUCUCGGCCGAUGCACGAGUCCUGAGCCCAGACGUUGUCGAUUUGGAAGGAUUCGAAUUCGACCACUUUCAUCCUUGGGUCAAGGCGAUACUCGAUACGAUGCCCACUUUUCAUCCGGUCAUCAUGUUUCGCCACUGCGCGCUGGAGUGCUAUAGUAGAGCCAUGUCUAGUGUUGGGGAUGUAGCGUAUCUCUAA
Messenger RNA from Diaporthe amygdali, 1137 nucleotides. Its product is annotated as Glycoside catalytic domain protein. The record is from RefSeq and is a predicted model, not a curated record. NCBI's taxonomy places the organism in Eukaryota, Fungi, Ascomycota, Sordariomycetes, Diaporthales, Diaporthaceae. The transcript has a single exon. The coding region runs from base 1 to 1137 and encodes 378 amino acids.